AUGGCUGAUUUCUUAGUGCUUCCGUCCCAUCCCCUUUUGAGUCGUGCGUCUCAGCCCUCGCCCUCACAGCAUUGGACAACUUCUCGCUCCUCCCUCCUACGCUACGGCACGGGGAGAUGUUGA
Colletotrichum orchidophilum is the source of this 123-nucleotide messenger RNA. RefSeq lists its product as uncharacterized. The transcript has a single exon. NCBI's taxonomy places the organism in Eukaryota, Fungi, Ascomycota, Sordariomycetes, Glomerellales, Glomerellaceae. The record is from RefSeq and is a predicted model, not a curated record. Bases 1 to 123 code for a protein of 40 amino acids.